AGGCCGUCCAAUUUUUAGGUACUCCUGCGGCACCUCAACCUUACUCUUUUUGUUACCCUCGUAGUGACGUGUGCGUCCCAGCCAUGCAAACCCCGUCAGCACACAAGGCCAGCUAAUUUCGCGAGGCUCCUUGGCCACCAUCAACCACCACCACACAUAUUCAUCCGAACCGUUCCCAUCUGGCAUUUGGUAUGAGCUCUUCCCAAGACUCAAGGCGCGAUAAGGAGAGAGAGUUGCGCAUCAAGCACUUGUACGGCAGGACAGCAAAUAAGCCAGCGCUUCUCGGUCAUCAAUUAGAGAAAAGAAAAUACUUCGAUUCCGGGGACUUUGCUCUUGCCCAAGCCCACAGGUCUUCGAACGUCGGCAAGGUAGAGACAGGGAGCCAGCAUCCCCUGCGACGCGGUAUAUCUCACCCUAUUCUGCAGUCCCGAGCUUCAGCAAUGUCGGCGGGGAUAGUCAGAAGAACGGGCGGUGUGAUCGAGAAAUGUCGGCGGUGAUAGUCAGAAGAACGAGCGGUGUGAUCGAGAAGCUGGCCUGGUAACAUCUGGCAGUCAGCUCCAUCGAGAGGUGUCUGGUCAGGCUGCUGAUGACGGAGGGGAUGCAAAGCAAGCUGAAACUGUGUAAGGAUUUAGCGUACGUUGGCC
This is a messenger RNA of Purpureocillium takamizusanense, 644 nucleotides long. RefSeq lists its product as uncharacterized. The coding region runs from base 192 to 497 and encodes 101 amino acids. The record is from RefSeq and is a predicted model, not a curated record. NCBI's taxonomy places the organism in Eukaryota, Fungi, Ascomycota, Sordariomycetes, Hypocreales, Ophiocordycipitaceae. The transcript has 2 exons.